GACACGAUCCUUUUUUCGUAUUAUCCAGGUUUCUUAACCCUGGCAAGCUCUGAAUAGAAAUCAGCACCCAGGCCCUUCUCCGAAGAAAUCCAGCACCUCAGUGGCUCCUUCGCGCGCGGAACGCCCCGUCCGACCAACUCCAUCGCAACUCUGUUUACUCCAGUCAUCCACCCCGCUCCGACAGCCUCAGCCUAUCUAUACAACCACCACCACACGCAACCUCCAACCCUCCACCCCCAACCACCACCCCAGAAUCCACAAUGACCAACCCAAGCACAACCUCCCAAUCAAACCCGAACCCCCGAACCCUAACAAGAUGGUACAUCGACACCCGCGCACUAACCGCAACGAACACAGCCGCCAGCCCAACCACCCCCAACCUCCCGCUAAUCACCACCCUGCAACCGGAAGACCAAACCUCCAUCCGCCGCUUCCACCACCUCAAAGACAAGCACAUGUCGCUAGCCUCCAACCUCCUCAAGUACCUCUUCAUCCACCGCAGCUGCCGCAUCCCCUGGGACCGGAUCACGCUCUCGCGCACGCCGGCCCCGCACCGCCGCCCGUGCUUCAUCCCCAGCGCCGCCCUCCUCACCACCUCCCGCACGAUCCCGACCAUCGAAUUCAACGUCAGCCACCAGGCCUCCCUCGUCGCGUUGGCGGGGACCACCUGCCCGGAGCCCGCCGACGGCGACGGCGACGGCGAGGUCCCGCAGGUCGGGAUCGACAUCACCUGCACGAACGAGCGGCAGCCUUCCCUUUCCACCGGUAAAAGUAAAGACAAUGCCAACCCCCGCGACACGUUCACCAGCUACGUCGAUAUCUUCACCGAGGUGUUCUCGCCCGAGGAGAUCCGGCUGAUCAAGACGCUCCGCCCUCCGCAGUCAAAUGGCACAGCCCACAACACCAACACAGCCCAGGACACCCUAAGCGAGAGCAUCGAGUACAGCUACCGCGUCUUCUACGCGUACUGGGCCCUAAAGGAGGCCUACAUCAAGAUGACGGGCGAGGCGCUACUGGCGCCCUGGCUACGGGAGUUGGAGUUUGGGGCCGUCGUCGCGCCGGAGCCGGUACACCCGGAAACAAAAGUGGGGGAGCCGUAUACUGGGGUGCGGACGACAUUACACAAGAAGCCGGUGGAGGAUGUGCGGGUGGAGGUUGUGGCGUUUGAGAAGGAUUAUUUGAUUGCUACCGCGGCGAGGGGGGCUGGGAUUGGGGCGCGCAGUCAUGGUGCGGAAGCUGGGCAGCAAGAUACCUGGGCGGCGUUGCGGGAGAUUGAUAUCGAACGGGAUGUCAGGCCGUGUGCUGAGGGGAGAUGUCGGUGUUUGGAGUAGUUGCGGAUGUCCACGAUUUUGACCUUAUGGUGGUAGCUGAGUGGAGUGAAGGCUGGCUUCUUUCAACCACCCCAGAGCAAAGCUGUGCGCAAUGGUCACAGUACAAUCUCAGGACCAGACACCUCGAAUCCCAAGUAGCAAUAGUGAUUGUAUAUACACUCUAGAAGGAAAUUGGUCUCAGUCUAUGAAUACAAAGCUUCUUGAAUACCACUCGGUAUCUAGGGAUCUUCUAUCCCCCCCCUUGGGCGAGCAGUAUCCUCGUCCUCUGUCUCCGCCAGCCAAUCCUCCAGUC
Messenger RNA from Aspergillus aculeatinus CBS 121060, 1623 nucleotides. Its product is annotated as 4'-phosphopantetheinyl transferase family protein. The record is from RefSeq and is a predicted model, not a curated record. Lineage: Eukaryota; Fungi; Ascomycota; Eurotiomycetes; Eurotiales; Aspergillaceae. The coding region runs from base 261 to 1331 and encodes 356 amino acids. Gene Ontology annotation, cellular component: cytosol. Gene Ontology annotation, molecular function: holo-[acyl-carrier-protein] synthase activity; magnesium ion binding. The transcript has a single exon.